Messenger RNA from Hyaena hyaena (striped hyena), 5356 nucleotides. RefSeq names its product collagen type IV alpha 2 chain (gene COL4A2). The transcript has 48 exons. Bases 138 to 5261 code for a protein of 1707 amino acids. Gene Ontology annotation, molecular function: extracellular matrix structural constituent. NCBI's taxonomy places the organism in Eukaryota, Metazoa, Chordata, Mammalia, Carnivora, Hyaenidae. Gene Ontology annotation, cellular component: collagen trimer; basement membrane. The record is from RefSeq and is a predicted model, not a curated record.
GCGGGCGCCCGGGGACCCGCGAGGGCGACCGCGCGCCGCCUGCGCUCCGGCAGCGGCGGAUGCGCGCGGACGGCCGCGGACGCCGGGCCCGAGGCUAGGACGGACCGAGCGGCGCCCGCGGUGGCCGGACCGGGAGCAUGGACAGACCCCGGAGCCUGGCGCCCAGCCCUGCCCUGCGGCGGUGGCUGCUGCUGGGGGCAGUGACCGUGGGGCUCCUGGCCCAGAGCGUCCUCGCGGGUGUGAAGAAGUUCGACGUGCCCUGUGGCGGCAGAGACUGUAGUGGAGGCUGCCAGUGCUUCCCCGAGAAAGGAGGGCGGGGCCAGCCAGGGCCAGUGGGCCCCCAGGGGUACACCGGGCCCCCAGGCCUCCAGGGAUUCCCAGGGCUGCAGGGCCGCAAAGGCGACAAGGGCGAGAGAGGGUCGCCGGGAUUCACAGGACCCAAAGGAGACGUGGGAGCAAGAGGCGUCUCUGGAUUUCCUGGUGCCGACGGAAUUCCCGGACACCCCGGGCAAGGUGGGCCCAGAGGACCACCUGGUCAUGACGGCUGCAAUGGGACCAGAGGAGACGCGGGCCGGCAGGGACCCAUGGGCCCCGAGGGGUUCCUCGGCCCUCCUGGGCCCCAAGGACCCAAGGGGCAGAAAGGCGAGCCGUAUGCGCUAUCCAGUGCGGACCGCGACAAGUACCGGGGUGAACCUGGAGAGCCCGGGCUGGUUGGUUUCCAGGGGCCUCCUGGCCGCCACGGGCCUGUGGGACAGAUGGGCCCUGUUGGAGCUCCAGGAAGACCGGGCCCACCCGGACCCCCUGGACCCAAAGGACAGCCGGGCAACAGAGGACUUGGUUUUUAUGGACAGAAGGGUGAGAAGGGCGAUAUGGGACAGCCAGGACCCAAUGGGAUUCCAUCAGACCUCCAGCACGCCAUCAUCGGGCCCAUGAAGGAAAUGUUCCACCCAGAUCAAUAUAAGGGCGAAAAGGGGAGUGAGGGGGAGCCGGGAAGAAAGGGCAUCUCCUUGAAGGGAGAAGAAGGCGUCAUGGGCUUCUCGGGCGCACGGGGUGCGCCCGGCUUCGAUGGCGAAAAAGGCUCAGCAGGACAAAAAGGAAGCAAAGGACUGGAUGGUUAUCAAGGGCCCGAUGGACCCCCAGGACCCAAGGGAGAAGUGGGUGACCGCGGCCCCCCAGGCGCACCUGCAUACUCGCCUCACCCCUCCCUGGCCAAAGGUGCCAGAGGCGACCCAGGAUCCCCAGGGGCCCACGGAGAGCCAGGAAGCCGGGGCGAACCAGGAGACCCCGGCCCCCCAGGCCCCCCCGGCACGUCCAUCGGAGACGAAGAUGGCAAGAGAGGUCUGCCGGGUGAAAUGGGGCCCAAAGGCUUCCUAGGAGACCCGGGCAUCCCCGCGCGGUACCCAGGCCCUCCGGGAGCGGACGGAAAGCCGGGGCUCCCGGGGCCCCCCGGGCCUGCUGGACCACCUGGACCAGACGGUUUCCUUUUCGGCCUUAAAGGAACAGAAGGAGAGACGGGCUACCCUGGCCCUUCUGGCUUCCCUGGGGCUCGCGGACAGAAAGGCUGGAAAGGUGACGCUGGGGACUGUAAGUGUGUGGAAGGCGACCAGUUCGUCGGGGGCCUCCCGGGGCCGCCAGGACCCAAGGGCCUGCCAGGCAUCAACGGGGAGCCGGGGAAGAAAGGGAGCCCGGGGGACCCCGGCCAGCACGGCAUCCCUGGGUUCCCAGGGUUCAAGGGCGCCCCUGGCAACGUCGGACCUCCCGGGCCCAAAGGGGUGAAGGGCGAUUCUCGGGCCGUCACCACCAAAGGUGAGAGGGGACAGCCAGGUGUCCCCGGCGUGCCUGGUCUGAAAGGUGACGACGGUGUCCCAGGGCGCGACGGGCUGGAUGGAUUCCCAGGCCUCCCAGGCCCCCCUGGUGACGGCAUCAAAGGCCCCCUGGGGGAGGCCGGUUACCCCGGAGCACCGGGCACGAAGGGCGCCCCGGGAGACAGGGGCCCCCCGGGACUGGGCCUGCCCGGCCCCAAGGGCGAGCGUGGCUUCCCCGGAGAUGCAGGACGACCUGGGCCGCCAGGCUUCCCUGGGCCCGCCGGCCCCCCGGGCCCCCCCGGACAGACAGACUGUGACACAGAUGUGAAAAGGCCCAUCGGAGGUGACGGACAGAAGACCGUGCAGCCAGAUUGCAUCGGAGGGCCCAAGGGAUCGCCAGGCCUGCGGGGACCCCCAGGGCCCACAGGCGCCAAGGGCCUCCAAGGGAUACUGGGACCCUCGGGAGCUGACGGAGCACCAGGGCUCAAGGGUCUCCCAGGCGACCCAGGUCGUGAAGGAUUCCCAGGACCCCCAGGGUUUGUAGGGCCCCGAGGAUCCAAAGGUGUGGCAGGCCUUCGCGGCCCGGACGGACACCCCGGUCCCACUGGUCUGCCCGGGCCCGUCGGGCCCCCAGGGGACAGGGGCCUCCCUGGAGAAGUGCUGGGAGCCCAGCCCGGGCCCCGGGGAGAUGCAGGGCUACCCGGACACCGCGGGCUCAAAGGCCCUCCAGGAGAGAGAGGCCCACCCGGAUUCAGGGGAAGCCAGGGCAUGCCGGGGAUGCCGGGGCUGAAGGGCCAGCCGGGCUUCCCGGGACCCUCGGGCCGGCCAGGCCUGCCCGGGCCACCAGGACAGCACGGCUUCGCAGGAGCUCCCGGCCAGGAGGGGCCCUUGGGGCUGCCAGGCGCCCCAGGCCGCGAAGGUCUGCCUGGGGACAGAGGGGACCCAGGCGACACAGGCGUCCCCGGCCCUGUGGGCAUGAAGGGUCUCUCUGGCGACAGAGGUGACCCUGGCUUGUUGGGUGAGAGAGGUCCCCCAGGAGGUCCCGGGUACAAAGGAAUGAGCGGCAUCCCAGGGGCCCCCGGCCCCAAAGGCGGCAGAGGCUCGCCCGGGAUGGAUGGUUUCCAAGGCAUGGUGGGGCUCAAGGGAAGAGCCGGGCUUCCGGGAAGCAAGGGAGAGGCCGGAUUUUUUGGAAUUCCAGGACUGAAGGGUCUGGCUGGCGAGCCUGGUGUGAAAGGCAGCCGCGGGGACCCCGGGCCCCCAGGCCCACCCCCCAUAAUCCAGCCAGGAAUGAAAGACAUCAAAGGAGAGAAAGGAGACGAAGGGCCUAUGGGGUUGAAAGGGUACCUGGGCCUAAAAGGUGUCCCGGGAAUGCCGGGGAUCCCCGGGCUGUCCGGAGUGCCCGGCUUGCCAGGGAAGCCAGGCCACAUCAAAGGAGUCAAGGGAGACAUCGGAGUCCCGGGCGUGCCCGGCGUGCCAGGAUUCCCCGGAGUGCCCGGUCCCCCCGGGAUCAUCGGGUUUCCCGGGUUCACAGGAAGCCGGGGCGACAAGGGAGCUCCGGGGAGAGCAGGUCUCUACGGCGAGGUGGGCCCCACGGGUGAUUUUGGUGACAUUGGAGACACCAUCGAUCUGCCAGGAAGCCCCGGCCUGAAGGGGGAGCAGGGUGUCGCCGGAGUACCAGGUCUAAAGGGAUUCUUUGGGGAGAAAGGAACGGAGGGUGAAGUCGGCUUCCCCGGGAUCACAGGCGUGCCAGGCGUGCAAGGCCCUCCCGGACGUAAAGGGCAGGCAGGCUUCCCGGGACUGACUGGGCUCCAGGGGCCGCAGGGAGAGCCCGGACGGGCAGGAGCGCCCGGUGACAAAGGAGAUUUCGGCUGGCCCGGGGCGCCAGGCUCACCAGGUUUUCCGGGCGUCCGAGGCAUCAGCGGAUUACACGGCUUGCCGGGCACCAAGGGCUUUCCGGGAUCCCCAGGUGUGGACGCCCACGGAGACCCCGGCUUCCCCGGUCCCACCGGGGACAGGGGUGACCCAGGAGAGGCCAACACCCGCCCAGGCCCUAUCGGAGCCCCAGGACAGAAAGGGGAGCGAGGAGAUCCAGGGGAACGAGGCCCCGUCGGGAGUCCCGGACUUCAGGGAUUUCCAGGCAUCACCCCACCUUCCAACGUCUCUGGGUCACCCGGUGACAAAGGGGCGCCGGGGAUAUUUGGCCCGGAAGGUAAGCAGGUCUCCCGCUUCUGUGCGUUGCGAUCCGGGGCAGGAGCCGGCAGUGACCGGACUACUUCAGGGGUGGGACAGACUCGCUUCCACCGGGACCCCGGGCCCCAGGGCCCGCCUGGCGUGUUCGGGCUCCCGGGAGAGAGAGGACCCAGGGGGGAGCCAGGACUUAUGGGAAACACAGGAGCUACUGGCAGCGUGGGCGACCCAGGUCCCAAGGGGCCCAAAGGAGACCGAGGACUCCCAGGCACCCCCGGCUCUUUGGGGUCCCCGGGGAUCGCAGGGAUCCCCCAGAGGAUCACCGUCCAGCCAGGGCCAGUGGGUCCACACGGCAAGAGAGGCCCCCCGGGGGCCCAGGGAGAGAUGGGGCCCCAGGGCCCCCCUGGAGAGCCAGGUUUCCGCGGGGCUCCCGGGAAGGCAGGGCCCCAGGGAAGAGGCGGCGUGUCUGCCGUUCCCGGGUUCCGAGGAGACCAGGGGCCCGUGGGACAGCAGGGCCCCAUCGGCCAGGAAGGGGCGCCGGGCCGCCCAGGGACCCCCGGCCUGCCCGGCAUGCCCGGCCGCAGUGUCAGCAUCGGCUACCUCCUGGUGAAGCACAGUCAGACGGACCAGGAGCCCAUGUGCCCCGUGGGCAUGAACAAGCUCUGGAGCGGGUACAGCCUGCUGUACUUCGAAGGCCAGGAGAAGGCGCACAACCAGGACCUGGGGCUGGCGGGCUCCUGCCUGGCCCGGUUCAGCACCAUGCCCUUCCUGUACUGCAAUCCGGGGGAUGUCUGCUACUAUGCCAGCCGGAACGACAAGUCCUACUGGCUGUCCACCACGGCCCCGCUGCCCAUGAUGCCGGUGGCCGAGGACGAGAUCAAGCCCUACAUCAGCCGCUGCUCUGUGUGCGAGGCCCCGGCCGUCGCCAUAGCGGUCCACAGCCAGGAUGUGUCCAUCCCCCACUGCCCGGCCGGAUGGCGCAGUCUAUGGAUUGGAUAUUCCUUCCUCAUGCACACGGCGGCCGGCGACGAGGGCGGCGGCCAGUCGCUGGUGUCGCCGGGCAGCUGUCUGGAGGACUUCCGCGCGACGCCCUUCAUCGAGUGCAACGGCGGCCGCGGCACCUGCCACUACUACGCCAACAAGUACAGCUUCUGGCUCACCACCAUCCCCGAGCGCAGCUUCCAGGGCGCGCCGGCCGCCGACACGCUCAAGGCGGGGCUCAUCCGCACGCACAUCAGCCGCUGCCAGGUGUGCAUGAAGAACUUGUGAGCGCCCCGGGCCCGGUGCUCGCCCGUAACUCGUUACCUCACACGCCGCCCCCGACCCGCCUCGUUACCGAAUCCCGUGGGAAGGCCGCCCCCGCG